AUGGCCUUCAGACUGGCGCCGAUCCCACCCCCAGCCCACGACUCAUUCAACGCAGCCCUCUUCCUCUUCGGCCUGCUGAACAAUGUCCUCUACGUCAUCAUCAUCGCUGCCGCACUCGACCUCGUCCCCCCCGACGUCCCCACAGGCCUCAUCCUCCUCGCCGACAUCACCCCCGCACUGCUCGUCAAGAUCGUCUGGCCCUACCUCCUCCGCGGGGCCAUCCAGUACCCGCAACGCAUCCUGAGCUGCUCGGCCCUCAGCUUCCUCGGCAUCAUCACCAUCGCCCUCUUCUCCGCCGUGCCCAUCAGACUCCUCGGCAUCGCCCUCGCCAGCCUCGCCUCCGGGCUCGGCGAGAUGACCUUCCUGCAGCUCUCCACCCGCUACCCUGGCCGCCCCGGGCUCAGCUGGUUCGCCUCCGGGACAGGCGCCGCGGGCGUCGCCGGCGCAGCCCUCUGGUGGCUGCUCCGCCAUCUCGGCCUCCCCACCGCCCUCGCCAUCAGCUCAGUCCUGCCCAUCUGCCUCUCCCUCACCUACUUCUUCCUCCUCCCCCCGCCAAGCCAAGCAGCAUCCCCCCACCUCGACGCAGGCUACGCCGUCGUGCCCGACACCGACCGCCCCGACGCCCCCCCGCUCAAGCCCCCCGAAGAACUCGCCCUGCCCGACAAACUCCGCCUCGCCAGGCCGCUCCUCAUCCCCUACAUGCUGCCCCUCUUCGCCGUCUACUUUGCCGAAUACACCAUCAACACCGGAGUCGCACCCACGCUCCUCUACCCCCCUCCGAAACCCCAAGCCCAUCCAGUCUUCUCCCUCGUCUUCAAAAGCCUGCGAGACUACUACCCGUUCUGGCAGCUGACCUACCAGAUCUUUGUCUUUUUCUCGCGCUCGUCCAUGGCCAUCUUCCGAUUCCCGGCCCUGCCCCGGAGGCUGAUCCCCAUGCCCAGUCUGCUCCAGCUCCUGAUCCUCGGCACGCUCGUGCUCGAGGCCUCCUCGGCCAUCCUCACCCGGAUCGUGUCCGUCGACUGGAUCUACCCCCUCGUCUUUGCCCUCAUCUCGCUCGAGGGCGUCUGCGGCGGCCUGGCCUACGUCAGUGCGUACUACUGGCUGGGCAGGGACGGCCACCAUCUCGACCACGAGAAGGAGUUCAGGAUCGCCUGUGUCGGCUUUGCCGAUACCUUUGGGAUCCUCUUGGCUUCCCUCUUCAGUUCCUGGCUAGAACCCAGGCUGUGUGCCAUCCAGGUCUCCCAUGGCCGAACACUGUGUCGAGAAGUUGGAGCUAACCAUUAG
Puccinia triticina is the source of this 1284-nucleotide messenger RNA. RefSeq lists its product as uncharacterized. The transcript is spliced from 8 exons. Gene Ontology annotation, biological process: regulation of intracellular pH. Gene Ontology annotation, cellular component: vacuole; membrane. Bases 1 to 1284 code for a protein of 427 amino acids. The record is from RefSeq and is a predicted model, not a curated record. NCBI's taxonomy places the organism in Eukaryota, Fungi, Basidiomycota, Pucciniomycetes, Pucciniales, Pucciniaceae.